Messenger RNA from Nymphaea colorata (pocket water lily), 2611 nucleotides. Its product is annotated as bZIP transcription factor 60-like. The record is from RefSeq and is a predicted model, not a curated record. Bases 181 to 2448 code for a protein of 755 amino acids. Gene Ontology annotation, cellular component: nucleus; endoplasmic reticulum membrane. Gene Ontology annotation, molecular function: DNA-binding transcription factor activity. NCBI's taxonomy places the organism in Eukaryota, Viridiplantae, Streptophyta, Magnoliopsida, Nymphaeales, Nymphaeaceae. The transcript is spliced from 2 exons.
CCUGCGAAUCUACAUUCUAGAGCCACCCGUGCCCGCGUUGACGGCAUCCGGUGACGAAGAGGACUUGAGGAAGAAGAAACGACGAAGGAGAACGCCACGAAGACGAAAAGGCCGUUAUGACCAGAAGCCGAUCGGAAAUUUAGCGGUAGGGUCGGAAGGAAACCCUAAGUUCCUCUUGUCAUGGCGUCCGAGCCUCUGCAGUUUCCACCUCCCGAUCAUGACUUCCUGUCUGAUAUCCCUCUCGAUCUCGAAUUCCCGGAGUCUCUGGUGCAGGAGCUAGGGUUCGAAGGCGACGGCUUCGAUUUCGAUUUGGACGACCUGAUUUUGCCUCCCGACGCUGAUCUAGAGUUGUUGGCGAACGGUUUCCCUUCGUCAUGGCUGAAUUCCGGUGAUUCCGAGCGCUCGGACUCUAAUCCCCCUGUUUCGGGCGAGGGGGCGGAUGCCGGCGCGUAUGAUGGAUCGCGAUCUGGUGUUUCUGUGGCGGAGUGUCGUCCUCCGGCUUCGGAUCUUGGUGGAUUAUCGGAAGCCGUGGUUUUUAAGUCGGAGAACUUCUCGCUGUCGCCGGAAUCAGGCUGUUCCAGUGCUGGAAGCAUCUCUGCGGAUUUUUGUGAUGGGUUGCAGAACGAGGCCUUCAAAACAGGCAAUAAUUCGUGUUGUUCACAGGAAAUAUCCCAUGAUGAAGGCAAUCGAAGCUUCAUCGACUCAGCGGAGUCUGGUUCUCCGCUGGAGAGGGAGGCUGAUAGGAGUGUUAUGAAAAGAAAGAGGGAGGAACGCGAUUGUCUGACUUGGUGCUCUGGAGUCAAAUUACAGAGGCCAGAUUGCUGCGAGGGAGCGGAUUGUUCUGAUGUCGUCCGACCGGUUAAGGAGGAGGAGGACAAGAGGACGGCGAGGCUCGUGCGCAACAGAGAGAGCGCUCAACUGUCGCGUCAACGGAAGAAGCAGUAUGUGGAGGAGCUAGAAAGCAAGGUCAGGUCUAUGAGUUCUACAAUCGCAGAACUAAACAAUAGGAUUGCUUGUAUUGCGGCUGAAAAUGCUAGCCUACGCCAACAACUGGUAUCUUCAUGCUCGCAACCGAACGCUUACCCACUACCUCAAAUGACCCCCAUGGGCUUCCCCUGGGUUCCCUAUCCUUAUGCUUUGAAUCCUCAAAAUGGAAUUGCUUUCGCUCCUGGAUCGCAAGUUCCGCUUGUUCCUAUUCCUAAGCUGAAGACGCAGCAGCCGGCAUCGGCGCCUAAGGUGAAGAAGCCGUCUCCUAAGGCGAACUCUAACGAAGGUCCAAAGAAGUCUGGAAAAGCUACUAAGAAGGUUGCAAGCGUGACCUUCAUAUGCUUCUUGAUCUUCUUGAUGUAUUUCGGGAACCUUUACUCUGUUUUCAACUUCAUGUACGGAGGAAACAGCGAUAACAUUCGAAGUAGAUCAGGUUAUGUUGAAUCGGAGUUCGAAGGUAUCUUGAAAGAGAGAGUCCAGGCAGAUGUUGGUUAUGUCAAUGGUAUUUGGAGGGCAAGUGAAGGUAGGCUCGAUCCAUGGGGACCUGACGUGAAUUGCAGUUCGCUGCCUUUUUACGGCUCGGAGACGCAUGUUCGUCAUGGAAAUACCAGUGACUCAUUGGUUGCGUCCUUAUAUAUACCAAGGAAUAACAAGCUUGUUCGGAUUGAUGGGCAUUUGAUAAUUCAGUCUGUUGUCGCCAGCGAGAGAUCCAUGGAGUAUUUAAAGACUAGGCCCAAUGAAGCUUUUGGAAAAAAUGCUGGAUCUGCUGAUGUGGAAACCGAAAAGACCGGAUUGGCAAACAUGAAAGAUGUCCAAUCGACAUUGCCUGUUCCUUUGAGGGGAAAGGAGAUAGAGGGAGUUUCUCACUUUUAUAGAGGUCCUGCUGAACGUCAGAGAGCUCUGGCCUCUGGUUCCCGGGAUAAUUUUGUGGAGGGCCACCGUACUUCUUCAGCAUGUGAUGGACCCCUACAGAAGUGGUUCAGUGAAGGAAUUGCAGGGCCAUUUAUAAGAUCGGGCAUGUGCACGGAGGUUUUCCGUUUCGAAGUCUCUCCAACAACCACCAAAGACCAAACCACAAUUAUCCCGUCCGGGUCAUCCAGAGCGGGAAAUUCGUCCACUCACCAAAGUUCCAACCUCACCAGUUCUGGCAUGAUAAGGAACAGAAGAUUCCUCUACCCAACAGCUAUACCUCUUCCGGGCAAAACCCUCCAUAAUACCACUUCAGAUUACUCAAGGGAUACUGCCGGCAAUAAAAAAGGCACGUUUGCAGACAGUAAUGCGGUUUCCUCAUCCAUGGUGGUGUCUGUACUGUUGGAUCCAAGAGAGACGGGGGACAGCAGCAAUGUGUUAUCGUCGCCGAAGUCUUUGUCUCGGAUUCUUGUCGUCGUGCUUGUGGACAGCGUCAAAUAUGUCACUUAUUCAUGUAUGCUUCCUUUUAAGAGCUCGUCCCCACACUUAUGAUCGUCUGGGCUGCAGUGUUGGAGCCACAUUAUGGUGCCCACACCAUGUUUGUUUUUACAUUAAUGCUUUGAUAUAUUUGAUUGUUUACAUAUAUAGGUGCUUUUAAAAGCAUUAAAAUUAUUGAAUUAGUAUCCCUCCAGCGAAAAUUUCUCCGCUGGUGCUA